UGAAUAUUUUGACCAUUUACUUAUGACUCCCAUUUAAGACGGCAAUGACUUGUGACUCAGAAAUUCCACCAAGAAAAAGACAAUUGACUUAAUUUUCAUAUGAUAAUAUGGACCUCACUUCCCAUUCUCUCCUACUAAAAACCACCAUCACCUUUCUUCUCUUUUCACUAGUCUCUAAAACCAUGAGCUACUCAACCUUCCAAACACACACUCCUGAAAAUACUGAUGAAGGAAGCAAAGAAUUCAGUUUCUGGACUUCACCAAAUACCAUCAUAAAAUCUUUAGAAAAAUGUGAUGGUCAUGAUAUUCAACUUCGAAGCAAUGAAACACAAGAGCUCAAUAACCAUCAUCAAUGUUCAAUAGUUUCAGAACCUUCAAGAAGCAAAGAUAUUUUAGAAGGAAAGAAAGAACUUAUGGAAAUGAUUCAAGACAUGCCCGAGUCUAGCUAUGAACUCUCUUUUCAAGACAUGGUUGUUGAGCAGCAUCAAGUUCCAGAAACAGAAACAGAACCAGUGUAUAGUAAAUUUCAACAACCUCAACAGAAAAAGCUGAAUAAGAAUAAGAAGAAGAAUAAGAAGGAAAACAAAAGCAAUAGACAUGGUAAAAUGUUAAGAGUUGAAAGCAUGGACAGUGAAACCUUCCUAUUGAAGAUGUUCUUUCCAAUUUCUUUUGAUUGGAUGAAGAAGACUACUAAAGUACAAAAUGGCUCUGAGGUAGAACAAAAAGAUAAAGAAUGGAGAAUCAAAAGAUUUUUCAGUGAAGAUAGACAAAAUACUAGUAGUAGUAGCACUAGCAGAAGCAACAGCAAUGAUAAAAGCAGUAGGUAUGUUGAUCGCAGCUUCUCACUUUCAGAAGGUUGCUUCCCAUUCUUAUAUGAUAUAAAAAGCAAAGUAAAGAAACUAGGAGGAGGAUGGAUUGCUUAAAUUAUGAAUACUCUUGUUCUUUUGCCUGAUGGAAAUUCAGAAUAUGUAAAAUAGAGGAUUCAAGGCGUGAAGAAUUGCAAAGGACACUUGAGUUAUUCUUGAAUUCUUGGGUUUUGAUUAUAGUAGUGACAUUCAUUUUACAUAUUUGAUAAUUAAAAUUAUCUGUUUAUUUGAGUGCAUCAGCGAAGUAUUGGUAGUUAGUUAGAAAACUAUAUCCUCUAAUUAUACUGAGACGAGUCAAGGAAGCAUUAAGCA
Molecule: messenger RNA, 1178 nt
Organism: Medicago truncatula (barrel medic)
Lineage: Eukaryota; Viridiplantae; Streptophyta; Magnoliopsida; Fabales; Fabaceae
Exons: 2
Coding region: 108-923 (271 amino acids)
Source: RefSeq, a predicted model, not a curated record